UGUGUGAAGAAUGGAGUGCACAGAAAUGUGGGCUGUGUGAAAUGUAGUUAAUGAGCAAACUCUGUUAGUUUGCUGCAUGAUUUGCCAUGAACUUUAAACGGUUCACUUACAGAGCAGCAACCAAAAGGCCGCUUGUGACAGUAAAUAGUCAUUUCUGGUGGUAAACCUUGGGGAAAAGCGGGUAUUUUCUUUUUGUAGCCAUGGAAAUAUAUGUGGUGGCGGUCAGCUGUGCAUUUAUACAUUAUUAAAUUCAGUUCACCUUAGAGUUUGAGAAAGGUUUAUUUAUGUGGGGUUAUGUGCGUAAGAGGUCCAAAGGAACUCCUGUUCUUGUCCAUAUAAAGUCUUGUGUGGGUAUUAAGGUGUGACCUCACCUGUAGGGCUGGACAGAUACAAGCCCUUCCCUGAUCAGCACACAUUAACAAUGUACAGAGGGAGAGGAAAGCAACAUAACUCAUUAAUACAUUACUACGCUGAACAAAACCUCUGUGCAAGGCCUACAGAUUGAGCAUUGAGGUUUCUUCUCAGAAUACAGCAGAAUGACGGAAACCCAGGAUGAAUUAAAAAACAUCCAGCGAAAACCUGGCCUGCAGAUUUGGACCAUCAGUAAAAUGAAAAUGGUCCCUGUCCCAGAACAAGCAUAUGGAAAUUUUUUUGAAGGUGACUGCUACAUUAUUCUUAAUGUGAGCAACAGCGCCACACAAUCCACUGACAUCCACUACUGGAUAGGCAUCGCAUCCUCUCAGGAUGAGCAGGGAGCGGCAGCCGUCUAUGUGACCCAGCUGGACAAGUGUCUCGGUGGCAGUCCGGUUCAAUACCGGGAGGUCCAGGGAUGUGAAUCAGCUAAAUUCAAAAGCUAUUUUAAGAAUGGCCUCAUAUAUAAAAAAGGAGGCGUGGGAUCAGGAUUCACACAUGUGGAGACCAAUGUGUAUAACAUUCAGCGCCUGCUCCACGUCAAAGGAACCAAACAUGUGACUGCAAGAGAGGUGGAGGUUUCCUGGAGCAGUUUUAAUCUAGGGGACAUAUUCCUGCUGGACUUGGGAAAAGCAGUAAUACAAUGGAAUGGUCCUCAAAGCAACAGACAAGAAAAAUUAAAGGCCGUUCUGCUGGCUCAGGACAUCAGGGACCGGGAGCGUGGAGGCCGGGCUCAGAUUGGUGUGAUUGAGGGUGGGCAGGAGGAAGCCUCCCCCGAGCUGAUGAAGAUCAUGACAUCUGUUUUAGGUCAGAGGACUGGACACCUGAAAGAGCCAAUCCCUGAUGAUAAACCAGACCAAAACCAGACCUCCAACGUCAAACUGUACCAUGUAUCUGAUGCCAGUGGUCAGCUGUUGGUACAGGAAGUGGCUACCAGUCCACUGACCCAGGAUUUGCUGAGUUCCACUGAUUGCUAUAUUUUAGAUCAAGGUGGCAGCUCAGUAAUGGUCUGGAAAGGAAAAGCAGCAUCAGAUGAAGAGAGACACUCAGCACUGAGUCGGGCGGUUGGCUUUAUAAAAGCAAAGAACUAUCCAUCCAACACGAAAGUGGAGGUUAUGAGUGAAGGAGGAGAAUCUGCCAUGUUUAAACAUCUCUUCAAGUCCUGGAAAGAAAAAGGUCAAAUUCAAGGACUGGGAAAGACGCAUUCAGUAGGAAAGAUAGCUAAAGUGGAUCAGGUGAAGUUUGACGUCAUGGAGCUUCACGCUCAACCAAAGCUGGCUGCUCAGGAGCGGAUGGUGGAUGACGCCUCAGGACAUGUUCAGGUUUGGCGCAUUGAGAAUCUUGAACUGAAGGAGGUAAAUCCAAGCACAUAUGGACAGUUCUAUGGAGGAGACUGUUAUCUAGUGUUGUAUACCUACAACAGAGCCAACAAACCACAGUACAUCCUCUACAUGUGGCAGGGUCGCCAUGCUACACAGGAUGAGGUGACGGCAUCUGCUUAUCAAGCGGUGAAUUUGGAUAACAAAUACAAUGGAGCCCCAGUGCAGGUCAGAGUGGUCAUGGGAAAAGAGCCCAGACACUUCCUGGCCAUCUUUAAGGGCAGACUCAUCAUUUUUGAGGGUGGGACCGGUAGAGCGGGUGUUGUGAACCCUGAUCCUGGUGCCAGACUCUUCCAGGUCAGAGGGACACAUGAGAUGAACACCAAAGCAACAGAGGUGCCCACCCGAGCCGCCUCUCUCAACACCAAUGACGUCUUUCUGCUCAAAACUCAUCAGAAUGUCUUCCUGUGGUAUGGCAAGGGCUGCAGUGGAGACGAGAGGGAGAUGGGAAAAGCCGUAGCUGAUUUGCUUUCUGAGCAGGACAAGCAGAUUGUGAUGGAAGGACAGGAACCAGCUGCCUUCUGGGUGGCUUUGGGAGGGAAAGCGCCGUACGCCAGUGACAAGAGACUGGAGAAAGAAGUGGCACUUCACGAGCCUCGUCUGUUUGAAUGCUCCAAUCAGACGGGCCGAUUCCUUAUGACAGAAGUGGCUGACUUCACUCAGGAUGACCUGGACGAGGAUGAUGUCAUGCUUCUAGACACCUGGGAGGAGAUUUUCCUUUGGAUUGGCAACUCAGCCAACCAGUACGAGACUCAGGAGUCCUAUAGCAGUGCAGUGGACUAUCUUAAAACCCACCCAGCCGGACGGGACCCUGGGACACCCAUCACCACUGUUAAACAAGGCUAUGAGCCGCCCACCUUCACUGGCUGGUUUAAUGCUUGGGAUGCUCAUAAGUGGAGCGGAGGCCUUUCAUAUGAGGAGAUGAAAAGCAAGCUGGGUGAUAUAUCGCAAAUCACUGUGAAUCUCAACAACACAAGCCUGAAUAAGAAGACAGGAGGAGGUGGCGGGAGCUACAGCGCUCCUGGAGGGCCAGGAAAUAUAAAGUCUCAUAAUCAGAGGAUAUCCUCCUCCAUCUCCAAUGCAUAUGUAGACCAGUCUCCCAGCAGAGCAAAGCCUUCUGGGAUGCUUCAUUCCGAGCAGCUAGUUAAAGCUCCUCAACAUCAGCUGCCUCAAGGAGCGGACCUUGAAAAACGAGAGGAAUAUUUGACUGAUGCAGAAUUUGAGAAUCUCCUCGGCUGCCCCCGUGACAAUUUCCAGCGGCUGCCUAAAUGGCGUCAGAACGAUCUUAAAAAGAAGGCAGGACUGUUUUGAAUUGGUUUUGUUAUAAUGAGAUACAGUCUGAUCUUCAGACCUGAUUGUUGUGCUUUAUGUGUAUUUAAGCCUAGAAGAUGGUCACUUAUAAAAUGUUUUGACUCAAAAGCUAACAUGACCUACAGUAAUAGAAAUGCUUUGUAAAUAUCUUAAACAGAACAUCAAAAUUAUCCCACCAAAAUAACUAUAUCAGUCGCAUACAGUAGAACAUGUCUAAAUGACUUUUAGUGCUAAUAAAAACACAAUGCAUGCCAAGAAAUGUUUCUGAGAUGUUUAAUUCAGUUUUAAUUAAUGCACUAGUUAAAUGUCACAGCAUUUUAUUGUCAGUAAAGCCAGUUGUUUACUGUUAGGAGGAUGUCAGGACAGGACAUCAGAAACAGAUUAUGUUAUGGCUUAAUAUUGCUGAAGUAGAAGGUAACAGUUUUCCUUUAAGGCACAUAGAUAAGAAAAUAGAAAGAUUUCUAGAAAAGGAGCAGAUCAAAGCAGCAAUACCUUAUACCAACAGCAAUGAAUACAAAACAAACACCUUAAAAAUAGAAAGCACAGCUACUGUUUGUAAAUGUAUCACUUUUCCUUUCUUUUACAUUAUACACAUUUGUAGUACAACACUUUUAGAUAACUCAAUACACGCCUACUGUUCAGAUUUUUAUAUAAUGUGAUUAUAAUUGAUAGCUGAACAUGUUUAUCAGAAAAUAAUGGAUAGCAUGUACAGUAUUGGUAAUAUGGGGUAAACGGUUCAUUGUCCAUCAUUUGUAUCCUGAGUUCAUAUAAAGAAAAACUGAGCAUAAGCCAAUGUAAGUCACUGUAACUAACAAAUAUCAAUAGUACUCCAGUUCAACUCACGUCACACAACACAUUAAUAUUAAAUAUGCUGUUUAACCAAGAUAUAAUUGCGAUUAAGAUGAAGACUUUAAUGGGAAUGUCUGGACAAAAACACUGACAUUCAUUGACAAUCAGAAAUUAUAUACAAACACUGUACUCUGUUAAUGUAAAAAGGGAUCAGUGUAGUAUAUUUUUAAAUAUACAUUCUUUAUAUAUUAAAAUCGAAAACUGUUAGGUAAAACAUUCUCCAGUUACAAAUCUAAACUGAUUUAGACAGGAAUGACGAUGGAAUUCUUAAGAUGGACUUCAGUGUGGUGAAAUGUGUUUUCUCAAAGUACAGUAGUAGUGCUGUCAAAUCGAUUAAUUUCGAUUAAUUACGUCCAAAAUAAAAGUUAGUGUUUAUAUAAUAUAAUAUGUGUGUGUACUGUGUAUAUUUAUAUGUAUAUAUAAAUACACAUACUUACAUGU
Molecule: messenger RNA, 4391 nt
Organism: Cyprinus carpio (common carp)
Lineage: Eukaryota; Metazoa; Chordata; Actinopteri; Cypriniformes; Cyprinidae
Product: villin-like
Exons: 21
Coding region: 537-3101 (854 amino acids)
Biological process (GO): cytoskeleton organization; barbed-end actin filament capping; actin polymerization or depolymerization
Cellular component (GO): actin cytoskeleton; cytoplasm
Molecular function (GO): actin filament binding; phosphatidylinositol-4,5-bisphosphate binding
Source: RefSeq, a predicted model, not a curated record